Messenger RNA from Calypte anna (Anna's hummingbird), 719 nucleotides. It is a transcript of the gene MRPL30, whose product is annotated as mitochondrial ribosomal protein L30. The record is from RefSeq and is a predicted model, not a curated record. Gene Ontology annotation, cellular component: mitochondrion; large ribosomal subunit. The coding region runs from base 140 to 676 and encodes 178 amino acids. Lineage: Eukaryota; Metazoa; Chordata; Aves; Apodiformes; Trochilidae. The transcript is spliced from 5 exons. Gene Ontology annotation, biological process: translation. Gene Ontology annotation, molecular function: structural constituent of ribosome.
UCACCGGCUGCUGGGGAAUAGAAACCACCGCGGAGGAGGAGGAGGAGGGAAAGGGGGUUGUGCCGCGCUCUUGUCCUUCCGCAGCCGCGGAACUGAAGUGCCGUGGCCUUGGUGCCUGGACGGAAGGCGGCGCGUCGAGAUGGCGGCCGGGGCGGCGGGCAGUGUGGGCCUGGGGCACGUAACCCACUGGAAGGUUGUGGCCCGGGCUGGGGUAAUGCUGGGCCCGGGGUGGGUCGAGCUGAACGCGGUGCUGGGGAAGAGGAUGGUGUCCGCAGUGUGGGCUCGUUGUCUCUUCACCAAGUCGAGAAUUCCAGACUGGGUAAUUCAGCCACGGCCUGGAGAUCAUGAAAAGUAUGGAGGUGACCCUGAGCAGCCCCACCAAAUCCACGUUAUUACUAGAAUAAAAAGUGUAAUCGGUCGUCCAUAUUGGGAAAAGAAGAUAAUACAUGAUCUGGGACUGGAUAAAGCACAUCAGCCAAGACUGCACAAAAAUAUUCCUUCUGUGAAUUCCAAACUGAAAGUUGUUAAACAUCUGAUAAGCAGAAUACAGCCACUGAAGCUGCCUUAUGGAUUGCCGACAGAAGAAGAAAUGUCAGACACAUUUCUUACAAGCAAGGGAGAACUUGUGAUUAAAAAGCGUCUGAAACCUGUGGAGCAGAAAGCAAUUGAGUCAUAAGGUGUGCUGGUUGGAUUUAUAAAAUAAAUAAUUUAACUCCUGA